Molecule: messenger RNA, 1332 nt
Organism: Malassezia vespertilionis
Lineage: Eukaryota; Fungi; Basidiomycota; Malasseziomycetes; Malasseziales; Malasseziaceae
Gene: HAT1
Product: histone acetyltransferase
Exons: 1
Coding region: 1-1332 (443 amino acids)
Biological process (GO): subtelomeric heterochromatin formation
Cellular component (GO): nucleus
Molecular function (GO): histone binding; histone H4 acetyltransferase activity
Source: RefSeq, a predicted model, not a curated record
AUGCCAGCUUGGACGAGCAACGCGAAUGAGGCAACAAGGCUGCGGCUUGUCGGUGCGCCGGCCCCACAAGACGCUGUGUUUUACCCCGAAUUUACGUACCCAAUCUUUGGCGAGGCGGAGACGAUAUUUGGGUACGAAGGACUGCAUAUCAACCUGGACUUUUGCUCCGGAAGCCUGAUGCCGUCUUUGGGCGUGUCGUACAGUGCCAAGAACAGCAAGACGAGCGCAAAAAUUGACGAUCCGGAGGAGACGCUGCGUGCGUUUUUGCCAGAUACGCUUGCGCGUCACGAUACCUUGGUAUCGCUGGCGGAAAAAGAGGCGCAGGGCGGCGCCUUUUCGCCGCACGGCACAAAUAUAGCCGAGUACAGCGUCAAAGGUAAGGAGCGAGCAUCGCGUGGCGUCUUUGGCGCACGCGCACGUACGUCCGACGCUGCUCGUAACUUUGUCGUACACCAUGCCACUUGGGACACGCCAGGUUUCCGCGCAUGGCACGAGCGCGCCCAGAUUUUUACCCUAUUCUACAUCGAGGGCGCUUCCUACAUCGACGACCAGGACCCGAACUGGGAGUUUUACACCAUUUUUGAGCGCACGCGAGGCGAAAAUGCCGAUGCAUACCAUUUUGUCGGGUACACGAGCACCUACCGGUUCUGGAGCUGGCAGGACAAGACGCGGCUGCGCAUCAGCCAAUUCCUCAUCCUUCCUCCGUACCAGAAGCAAGGGCAUGGUACACAGCUGUAUGAUACUGUGUUCGCGCGUGCAUUGGACGAUGCGCGUGUGUGCGAAGUGACGGUCGAGGACCCGUCCGAAUCGUUUGACUUGCUGCGCGACAAGUGUGAUUUGCGGCGCAUUGCCAAUGCACCCAUGAUUACAACUGCACGCAAAGACAACCAGCUCCAUGCGCCGCUCGCACAUACGUGGAGUGAAGAGGCGCGCGCACAGGCGAAAAUGGCGCCGCGGCAAUGGUCGCGUAUCCUGGAAAUGCUCCUGCUCGUGCACCUCGAUGCAGACAAUGAGGAAAGCAUGCGUGCGUAUCGCUUGCAAAUCAAGGCGCGCAUUUUUCGUGUGAACCGCGAGGCGCUCUUGCAGCUGCCGCGUGCGCAGCGCCAGGCGAAGCUGCAGGAGACGUUCGAGGCGGUCGUCGAUGAGUACAGCGAGAUUACCGGCGCGCCUCUGCCGGAUAUGCUGCUCGAAGCACCGCCGAUCGUGGAGAGGGACGAGCUGCACAUACCAGGGCUCGCAAAGCGUGCUGCGAGCGCCGUGAUUCUGCUGGGGGACGGCGAGGAGGAGGAGGAAGAGGAGGAGUAUGCACACAAGGCACGCCGCUUGGGAUAG